Bactrocera tryoni is the source of this 522-nucleotide messenger RNA. RefSeq lists its product as uncharacterized. The record is from RefSeq and is a predicted model, not a curated record. The transcript is spliced from 4 exons. Lineage: Eukaryota; Metazoa; Arthropoda; Insecta; Diptera; Tephritidae. Bases 133 to 522 code for a protein of 129 amino acids.
UUUUCUUUUAAUUCCAAUUUUACACCACCUCUUUUAUGACUUUGCACACUAGUUGUAUAUUUAUUCUGCUGUUUAUCAAAUCUGUUCAACUUAGAAUUUCACUAAUUUAUAUAUAUUUUUCUUUUUAAAAUAAUGCAUCGUUGGAGCAAUAUGAUGGAGUCGAAUGAUAUUUUUAAUGUGACGCCACCAUCAACUUCCACUCCUAAGGGCUUGAAAAGGAAAAAAGUGCAACUAUCGCAUAAUUUUUACGCUAGCUCUUCAAGGCAAGUACUCACUCCGCACAGCCAAAACAUGUUUUGCUCUGAAGAAACUGCAACUGCUUCCGAGGGCUUAGAUGCAAACAAAGAUAUAAUGGCCAAGUUAGAUUUAAUUUUGGAAAAGCAAUUGAACCUGGAAAGUCGCCUGGACAAAUUGGAAGAAAACAAAUUUUCAAACUGCAUGGACGCAUCGACUUCGAAAAGGAAGUCCGAAAGAGCGUUGAGCAAAGCCACAACAGGCAAAAGCAAAAACGCUAUUUGCUGA